Molecule: messenger RNA, 591 nt
Organism: Closterium sp. Yama58-4
Lineage: Eukaryota; Viridiplantae; Streptophyta; Zygnematophyceae; Desmidiales; Closteriaceae
Source: the annotation of a GenBank genome assembly
AUGGCUACCGUCCGUGCUCUCUCACAGUGCCAAGUUGUGGCCGGAGCAGCCACUGCUCUCGGCUUUUCGGACUCUUCUUCCGUGAAGGGCCUGAAGUCGCUCAAUGUCGCACGAUGCCAGUCUCGCGUCGUCGCCAUGGCGACCAAGAAGAAGGUCAACACCUACCUUGACGACUGGAGGAAGGAGUUCAUCGGGUACGGGAUCUUCGUCGAGGAUUCCGAGUCCGCUCCCGUGAACAUCGUGCAGCAGCUGGAGAAGAAGAAGCUUCUCUCGCAGGUCGAGAAGGCCGGUCUGCUCUCCAAGCUCGAGUCCUCCGGUCUCACGCUCUCCAAAAUCGAGGAGCUCGGCCUUCUAUCCAAGGCCGAGUCUCUCGGUCUGCUCAGCCUUGCCGAGAAAUUCGCCACCACCCCCGCCGGUACCUUCGCGUCUGCGUCCCUCCCGCUCCUCGUCGCCGCUAUUGCUGUGCCGGUAUUGGUGCCUGACGACAGCGCUGCUCUUGUGAUUGGCCAGCUCACAGUCGCUACGCUCCUGGCUCUCGCUAGUGUCACAUCUUUCACAUUGUCCAUCAUCCUCGGUAUCCUCCAAGAGUAG